This is a messenger RNA of Eutrema salsugineum, 1828 nucleotides long. Its product is annotated as F-box/kelch-repeat protein At1g22040. Lineage: Eukaryota; Viridiplantae; Streptophyta; Magnoliopsida; Brassicales; Brassicaceae. Gene Ontology annotation, molecular function: protein binding. The record is from RefSeq and is a predicted model, not a curated record. The transcript has 2 exons. The coding region runs from base 138 to 1556 and encodes 472 amino acids.
CAAAACUCGUCUUGGAACUAAAAAGACAAUUCCUGAAACAUGCGUGUAGUUAGGAGAGAUCUCAAGAUUCCUCCACUCCUCUCUCGAUUUCUCUCUUCUUCUGCUGCAUCGCGAUUCAUUACUUAAUCUGAGCUCUCAUGGGUUCUGUAAUGAGCUUGAGCUGUUCCAAGAGGAAAUCGACUACUCAAGACGAGGACUUUGCAAGCGAAUCUCGAAAAAGACGAAAACUUUGUUCUUCCACCGAUGAGGAGAAUUGCAGAUUGAUUCCAAAUCUUCCGGAUGAGUUAUCGAUACAGAUUCUUGCUAGGCUCCCAAGAAUCUGCUACUCGAGUGUGCGUUUGGUUUCUCGGAGGUGGAAAUCAGCUGUGUCAACCUCUGAGCUUUAUACCCUGAGGAAGCAACUAGGGAGGACCGAGGAAUGGCUCUAUGUGCUGACCAAAGGCCAAGAGGAUAAGCUCUUGUGGUACGCUUUAGAUCCCGUGUCCACGAGAUGGCAGAGACUGCCUCCAAUGCCGGUCAUUGUAUACGAAGAGGAAUCUAGAAGGAGCUUAUCUGGUUUGUGGAAUUUGGUUAGCUCGAGUGUUAAAGUCGCUGAGAUUGUGAGGAGCUUGCUAGGUAGGAAAGACGCAUCUGAGCAAAUGCCCUUUUGUGGUUGUGCUAUUGGUUCAGUUGAUGGCUGCCUAUACGUGCUUGGAGGGCUGUCAAAGUCCAAAACCGUGAGCUGCGUCUGGCGGUUUGAUCCGGUUCUCAACUCUUGGAGUGAAGUGAGCUCUAUGUUGGCUAACCGGGCUUAUUCGAAAACCGGCGUGUUGAAUAAGAAGCUAUACGUUGUUGGAGGUGUAGAUCGUGCGCGAGGAGGUUUAUCUCCGCUUCAGUCAGCUGAGGUUUACGAUCCGAACACGGACGCUUGGUCAGAGGUUCCGAGCAUGCCUUUCUCAAAGGCUCAAGUGUUGCCAAAUGCGUUUUUGGCUGACUUGUUAAAGCCUAUUGCCACGGGGAUGACUUGUUACAACGGUAGGUUAUGUGUUCCUCAGAGUUUAUACUCUUGGCCUUUCUUUGUUGAUGUUGGAGGAGAGGUUUAUGAUCCGGAGACUAAUCUUUGGGUUGAAAUGCCGUCUGGUAUGGGUGAAGGCUGGCCAGCGAGGCAAGCGGGUACUAAACUGAGUGUGGUGGUGGAUGGUGAGUUAUACGCUUUUGAUCCUUCUUCAUCGAUGGAGAAUGGGAAGAUUAAGGUUUAUGAUCAGAAGGAAGAUACUUGGAAAGUUGUUAUUGGGGAAGUCCCUGUUUAUGACUUGACUGAUUCAGAGUCUCCUUAUUUGCUUGCUGGGUUUCACGGGAAGCUUCAUUUCAUUACUAGAGACCCUAACCAUAACGUUACAGUGUUACGUGCUGAUGUCCCGGACAUUUCUUCGUCGUCAUCAUCAUCUAGUUCUAACUCUGUUUUGAGUGAAAAGGGCAAUGCAGCUAACAAGUCAGACACUGUUAUCUGGAAAGUUAUUGCAAGCAAGGACUUUGGUGCUGCUGAACUUGUUAGCUGCCAAGUCAUAGAUAUAUAAAAGCAAGAAUCUUUUGCCCAUUUCUCGUGGGACAUUGAGAAUCUCUUUGUACAGCCAAAAGCAAAAGUUUGAAGCUUUAUGAUAUAUCUUCUUCCCAAGAUUUAAGUCUUCGAUGGUCCAGACUUUGGCUGUCAAGUAAGUUUGAGCAAUAAAUUGUUAUGUGACGAUAUAUACAUAUAAGGAUUUGUUUCGAUAUGCGCAAAUGUACACUAUAUAGCAUUACAUUACCUAGCAGUUCAAGGAAGUAUAACAAAAUGUCUUUCUUUGUGUGU